Molecule: messenger RNA, 1737 nt
Organism: Ananas comosus (pineapple)
Lineage: Eukaryota; Viridiplantae; Streptophyta; Magnoliopsida; Poales; Bromeliaceae
Product: thioredoxin-like 3-2, chloroplastic
Cellular component (GO): chloroplast stroma
Source: RefSeq, a predicted model, not a curated record
UCGUCUUCGUCUCCGGCGAUUAGCUCCACCGCCCCGCCGCCUCUCGUCGACGCCUCUUCUCCCUCACCGCACCCUCCUCUUCGAUCCCAACAAACCCUCGCCCUCCUCCUCCUCCUCAUCGGCUUCGUUGUACCCCUCUCGAGGCCUUCGGAGCAUCGCCGCCGCCGCAUCAGCCAGAUCGGAGGCCGCGCCGGCGCCGGCGCCGGAGAAGAACCUCGGCGGCGGCGAAGACGACGCCCCGGCAUCGAUCGAGCUCGUGCCGAUCGUGAGCGAGGCGCAGUUCGAUCGGAUCGUCGCCGAGGCGCAUCAGCUCGAGGAGUCGAUCGUCGUGGUUUGGAUGGCAAACUGGUGCAGAAAAUGUAUAUAUUUGAAACCUAAAUUGGAAAAGUUGGCAGCAGAUUAUUAUCCAAGAUACAACUACUUUUUCUGGUGCAGAAUACGAUUUUACUCGGUUGAUGUCAACACAGUGCCUCAAAGGCUUGUGAAUUGUGCAGGAAUAACUAAGAUGCCAACAAUUCAGCUAUGGAAUAGCUCUAAAAAGCAAGCAGAAGUGAUUGGCGGACAUAAAGCAUGGUUGGUAAUUGAUGAGGUCCGGGAGAUGAUUGAUAAUGAAGAUGAAUCCUUUUGCAGCUAUACGUCAUCUCUGCAUCUUCUUUGUUCCUUCCUUCCCGUCAUAUUUUGAAGACAUAAGGUAAACGCUACCUACCGCAAUUACAGUCAAUUUCCAUUACAGCAUAAUGCAUUCCAUACUAUCUCAGUGCAGCCUCGGUGACGGUACAUUACUCAUUAAAACUCAGUCUGACAAAGUUCAAAGGUUUAUUUUGACCUCCUUAAUUUAUGUUACAAACAGUGAGACUUCGUACUACAUGAACUAUUGCAACAAACUAAACCAUACAUCUAAGGUUCUCAAGCUUUACUAGGUCAAAAAGUGAUUUAGCUCUUUGAAGAGUGAACAUUCCAGUAUGUUCUUAUGCGUGGAACACGGCUUAACAUUGGUUCUUGCUUCUCUUCCUCAGAAGUUCGGUGCCGAGGCAUAAGAACGGUCCAAUUCGUCUCGCUGAUGAUGACGGGUGCCAGAAAGAACUUUCAUGGGUUACUUCUAUUAUUCACUUAAGAAAAGACGACGAAGACUCGUCCAUGUUGUCUUGCAAGCUUAUAUAAAUAAACAGUCAUUUUGUUUGCAGCCAUGCAUUCGAUUGUGGAGGUAGUAGGUACGUAUUACAUGAUCUCUCGUUUACCAUAUUGAUCUGAAAUUAACCAUUUAAAAGUGACCCUUUAUACUGCCAUCUAUCUGCUAUGCCGUAUGAAGAUUCUAGUGUGAUUAUAAAUUCUGGGAACUGACACUUCCAUGGAUCAAUGUUGAGCACGUUUGCCCAUAUACUAAGAAGCUUAUAAUUGGCACUUCAUUAAAAUGCAACAAAAUGAACCUCCUCAAAUGCGCUCUGUUCUGCGGGAAGGCAUUGUGCGAUCACGACAUGGUCAUAAGACUACAAGAUUGAUCGGUGUGAUAGUUAUAUUCGAAGAUAAUGAGGUGUGGGGCCUUAAUGUCGGUAUAGGAGGAUGUUAUGUAAUAUAUUAGAGUUUGCUGCAUGUAUUUGUUCUUUUGAUUAAAUUUGCGGCCCACGUCUCUACUUUACAAGAGAGCAUUAAAAUUUAGCAGUGGCUCCCCACACGCUCCUGUUGUUGUUGCCAUUGUUGUUGUUGUUGUUGUUGUUUUAUUUUCCUUCUUUUUUUGUC